This is a messenger RNA of Naegleria lovaniensis, 1125 nucleotides long. RefSeq lists its product as uncharacterized. Gene Ontology annotation, cellular component: extracellular region. The transcript has 3 exons. Gene Ontology annotation, molecular function: hydrolase activity. Bases 1 to 1125 code for a protein of 374 amino acids. NCBI's taxonomy places the organism in Eukaryota, Heterolobosea, Eutetramitea, Acrasida, Naegleriidae. The record is from RefSeq and is a predicted model, not a curated record.
AUGUCGUUUUCCUCUCUCUCUCCGAAGGCAGAGAUGGUUCUCACCACUGUGUGUUUGCUGCUGGUAGCCACUCUCUCCUCUCUCCAUGCCUUGGAUAUUCGUAUGGUUCAUUCCUCAUCAUCAUCAUUAAUGAGAGGAAGUACUACUACAACUGGUUCAACAACUCCAAAGAAGGCUUCUGGUCGUCCGAAUAUUUCCAUCAAGAAAUUAAAUAUUAUUCCUCAUUCCUUGUCUGUGAGUGGAUUGAGCUCGGGAGGUUUUAUGGCCGUUCAAUUUCAAUUUGCGUACAGUUCAAGUAUUGUAGGAGCAGGAAUCUUUGCAGGUGGACCAUACUAUUGUUCCCAAGGACAACUUGCCAAUGCUUUUGACCAAUGCAUGUAUGCUGCUCUUCCCAUUGAUUUGAACGCUUUGCAACAAGUAUUACAAGAUUAUGAGAGUUCAGGAAAAGUCGAUCGUCUUUCCAAUGUCAAAACGCACAAAGUGUUCUUGUUCAGUGGUACUGCAGACAAUACUGUGAACACUGCUGUCAUGAAGGCACUCUAUCAACAAUAUCAACAAUUUGGAGUGCCAUCUUCAAAUAUUAACGUAACAUUUAAUGUUCCUGCUGGUCAUGCAUGGAUUACCAAUGACUAUGGAAAUGAUUGUUCUGCCACUCAAAGUCCUUGGAUUAACAAUUGCAACCUUCGUGGAGCCUUACGUGUAUUACAAACCAUUUAUUCCAACAAUAUUACCGAUAGUACCCAAGCUGUCGAUCGAAAUUUAUUCACCUAUGAUCAAUCUGGAUCCUUCGCAGGCACCGAUAUGGAUGAGCAUGGAUACAUAUAUAUUCCAACAGCUUGUCAACAAAAUGCUGCAUGCAAGAUUCAUGUUGCAUUCCAUGGCUGCGAACAAGGCGUUUCCUAUGUACAAGAACAAUUUGUUCAAUACACUGGAUUGAACGCCAUUGCUGAAAAGAAUAAUAUUAUUGUGGUUUAUCCUCAAGUAACUUCUGGUGGAUUUGAGAAUAUUAAUGGUUGUUGGGAUUGGUUUGGUUAUAGUGGCCCUCAAUACGCAAACAAAAGAGGAUCUCAGAUGAAUGCAGUUGCCAAUGUUAUUCAAGCUCUUGGCUCAGAUAUUGUUGUUUAA